Malaclemys terrapin pileata is the source of this 2657-nucleotide messenger RNA. RefSeq names its product zinc finger protein 883-like. Gene Ontology annotation, biological process: regulation of transcription by RNA polymerase II. The transcript is spliced from 5 exons. NCBI's taxonomy places the organism in Eukaryota, Metazoa, Chordata, Testudines, Emydidae. The coding region runs from base 162 to 1916 and encodes 584 amino acids. Gene Ontology annotation, molecular function: DNA-binding transcription factor activity, RNA polymerase II-specific; RNA polymerase II cis-regulatory region sequence-specific DNA binding. The record is from RefSeq and is a predicted model, not a curated record.
UCCGUGUGACCCGGGAGUCGGGGCUGAGCAGCUGCUGCUCCCCGGGGUCUGUGCGGGGGGAGCCCGGCAUUAACCCCCCCGUGCCCGGCCGGGGGGAGGGGCUUUCUCCAGCUGGGACCCGCCCCCUGGGCAGCCCCGGGCCGGAGCCCCCCGGCUGCAGAAUGACGUCCAUGUUUUGCUCCAGUUCAUCCCGUCCUCCCAUGGGACAGGGGAGAGAAAUGGCUGCAGAGGAGCCAGCUCAGGGGCCGGUGACUUUCGAGGAGGUGGCUGUGUAUUUCACCAGGGAAGAGUGGGCUCUGCUGGACCCCACUCAGAGAGCUCUCUACAGAGACGUCUUGCAGGAGAACUAUGAGAAUGUGACCUCGCUGGGGUUUCCAGUUUCCCAACCUGAUGUGAUCUCCCGGCUGGAACAAGGGGAAGAGCCAUGGGUCCCAGACCUCCAGGGUUCAGAGGAAAGAGAGAUACUGAGAGCUCCCUGCACAGAUGAGGAAACAUUAAACCAACUCAGAAUCUCAGGUGAUGCAAUGGUAUGUGAGAAAGAGGAGCAGAAUUCUCAGCAGGAAAAUGUUGAGCAAGUGGAUAAACACAGAGCAUUAUCGCAAACAUGGAAAAGGAAUGUGUCCAGCAGUCAUGAGCAGGGAAAAUCCUGUGAGAUUCAGCACAGACAAGAAAGAGAGCAGGGAAACCAGCCAGGAGAGAAAGUGGGUAAAUUUAUUUCCUGUCGGGGAACUCAGAAGGGCCUCAAGGAAACCACAACACAGCAGGAAAUCCUCAGGGGAAAGAGGAAAAAUACAUGCACUGAGUGUGGGAAAAACUUCAUUCGCAGAUCGGACCUUUCUGAUCAUCAGAGAAUCCACACAGGGGAGAGGCCCUACAAAUGCAGUGAAUGCGGGAAAAGCUUCACUAACAGAUCAGGUGUUUUUCAACAUCAGAGAAUCCACACAGGGGAGAGGCCCUAUGAAUGCAGUGAGUGCGGGAAAUGCUUCACUAACAGCUCAGCCCUUUCUGAACAUCAGAGAAUCCACACAGGGGAGAGGCCCUAUGAAUGCCGUGAGUGUGGAAAAUGCUUCACUCACAGAUCAGCCCUUUCUCAACAUGAGAGAAUCCACACAGGGGAGAGGCCCUAUGAGUGCAGUGAGUGUGGAAAAUGCUUCACAAACAGCUCAGACCUUUCUAAACAUCAGAGAACCCACACAGGGGAGAGGCCCUAUGAAUGCAGGGAGUGUGGGAAAAACUUCACUUACAGAUCAGUCCUUUUUCACCAUCAGAGAAUCCACACAGGGGAGAGGCCCUAUGAAUGCCGUGAGUGUGGGAAAAACUUCACUCACAUAUCAGGCCUUUUUCACCAUCAGAGAAUACACACGGGGGAGAGGCCCUAUGAAUGCCGUGAGUGUGAAAAAUGCUUCUCUACCAGCUCAGCCCUUUCUGAACAUCAGAGAAUCCACACAGGGGAGAGGCCCUAUGAAUGCAGUGAGUGUGGGAAAAAAUUCAUUUACAGAUCAGGCCUUUUUAACCAUCAGAAAAUCCACAUAGGGGAGAGGCCCUAUGAAUGCCGUGAGUGUGGGAAAACCUUCAAGUGCAGCUCGCACCUUAUUAGGCAUCAGAGAAUCCACACAGGGGAGAGGCCCUAUGAAUGCAGUGAGUGCGGUAAAACCUUCACUCAAAGAUCAGGCCUUUUUCACCAUCAGAGAAUCCACACAGGAGAGAAGCCCUAUGAAUGCAGUGAGUGUGGGAAAAACUUCACUCACAGAUCAACCCUUUCUGAUCAUCAGAGAAUCCACACAGGUGAGAGGCCCUAUGAAUGCAGUGAGUGUGGGAAAAGCUUCACUCAAAGAUCAAGCCUUUUUCGCCAUCAAAGAAUCCACACAGGUGAGAGAACCUAUGAAAGCAGUAAGUGUGGGAAUUCCUUCUCUUAGCACUCAGCCCAUGUUAGCCAUCAGAGAAUUUGAAAGGGAAAUCAAGACCAUAAAAACCUCUAGGACUAUCAAUACUUUUUUUUCUUUAAUACUUUUUCUGAUUCCCACAUAGUAACUUGUAAAGCUGUUUGAACUAUUUGCAGCACCGUUAUCCCUCAGCUUGUCCAGAUGAGUGGCCCAUAUUUCCUUUUGCAGUUCACCCUGUUUUGAAGUGGCCCAUUUGUCCUUUCUAUCAACUCCAUUGUCCCAUGAGUAAUUCGAGUGUGCCCUUCCUAUCAGGAGCCAGGGAACAUCACAUUUAUACCAUUCCUCCUAUUACAAAGUUAUUGUUAGAGUAACCAAUGAUACAGAUUGUAUCAUUGCCAGUUGUUCUCACGUUGCUCUUGGUUGUGCUGAAGAGCAGUUAUAUUGGGACCUUUUCAAAUUAUAUUUAAAUGAAGAGGAGCAGAGGCAGGAAAAAAAAGGUGUCAUUUCAGCCUCUGUGACACUGGAAGGAGACAGGGUGACUCAGAGAUUCCUUCCUUCCCGUAACUAUACAACUGUUACCUUUUCUAUGAGCUAUGCAGAGUUUAUCUUCAUCACAUUCUAUCCAUCCACUUCUCAAAGUGUCAUGUAAAGAAGCGUUCUCCGUUGUCUAUGCAUGGAAAUGAUGCUUUGAGUUCUUUAAUCCUAUACCAGAGUUGCUGUGACUGGAGAUGAAAGUAUUAAAGACCUGGAAGGGGAAUUCAAAUGGAUCCCAAA